This is a messenger RNA of Rosa chinensis, 1050 nucleotides long. RefSeq names its product asparagine synthetase domain-containing protein 1-like. The record is from RefSeq and is a predicted model, not a curated record. Gene Ontology annotation, molecular function: asparagine synthase (glutamine-hydrolyzing) activity. NCBI's taxonomy places the organism in Eukaryota, Viridiplantae, Streptophyta, Magnoliopsida, Rosales, Rosaceae.
AUGGUGAGACAAGUAGUCCCAGAUGGAUUUGGAAGUGUCGAAUCCAACGGUAAGACGAGCUAUAUUUUCAGUGAGGGAGGUAUUGAGAAUGCUCACAAUUUGUUGAUCAACGUAUCAAAUUUGGCCUUUGAAACAAAGCGUGUAUUGUCUCUCAUAAACCCUGCCAACACCUACAUGGACCUAAAUAUAGGAAUUGCUUUAUGGCUGGCAGCUGGUGGGGAUGGGUUUUAUGAGGAAAAUAGCAAAUAUAAUGAUGAGAAUCGUCAAGGUGUUAAAUACAAGUCAAAGGCUAGGAUUGUCCUUGUUGGUUCAGGUGCAGAUGAGCAAUGUGCUGGCUAUGGUAGGCACAGAACAAAAUAUAGAAGUGGAAGUUGGCUGCGGCUGCAUGAGGAAAUGAAACUGGAUAUGCAAAGAAUAUGGAAAAGAAACCUUGGUAGAGAUGAUAGAUGCAUUGCUGACACUGGCAAGGAGGGAAGGUUUCCUUUCUUGGAUGAGGAUGUUAUACGAACUUUAUUGGGGAUUCCUCUCUGGGAGGUUACCAACCUUGAUCAACCAAGUGGAAUAGGAGAUACGAAGAUUCUGAGAGAGGUUGCGGAAUUGCUUGGUUUACAUGAAGCUGCUACUCUGCCUAAACGAGCUAUACAGUUUGGUACAAGAAUUGCAAGGGAAUCCAAUAGAAAGAAUUUCGGAAGUAACCGUGCUGCAAAUCAGGCAUCUGCGGGGAGUGUGGUGAUUCACAAGCAGUUGGACAUGGCUUAGUGGGAUUCUUUGAUGCAAGGCUAGCUAGAAGACGUGUUUACCUCUGAACUUGUAUUGUUGAUUUGUAGCUUUUGGUCAACUGCAGUCAUUGUCAUCUUGGAAAUGAAUGAUUUUGAAGGAAUUAGAACCAACAAUGUAUUGCACAUAUUCCAGUAACUAUGUCGACCUCACAGGUUCCAGUAAAUUGAAUACAUUGACAGGUUCUAGUGUUGCACAUAUUACUUUGAUUUACUGAAAUUGUAUAAUUUGUGGAACCAAAAGAUGACUUUAAUCCUUCCUGCCAUGGAACCA